GGUCGAGGCCGGGCGCGCGGCCCCGCGGCGUCCGCCGCUCAGCUGCCCUGCGCGGUGAAGGGAGGGAACCCGGAAGUCGCCCGCGCUGUUGGCUUUCAGAGCCGUUCUGGGAGGGCGGGGCCCUGUGAGGGCAGCGAGCCCACGGUGGGUAAGGAGGGACUGCUGCUGAGGGACCCGCACCCUUGCCCCGCCCAGGGAGGGAAGCGAGUUUGGCCAGCCCGCGGGUGAAAGCGCGGUUCACCAGUCCCAAAGGGAAGGACGGGAUGGACGGGCCCCUAACUCCCAGGGAGUCCGCAAAAGUCAUUGCAGAGAAUAGUCGGGAUGUGUUCAUCGACGACGGAGGCGUGCGGAGGGUGGCCGAGCUGCUGCUCGCCAAGGUCUCGGGGCCCGAGCUGCACCUGGGGGGCUGGAAGGCCCUUCACGAGCUGAAUCCCAGGGCGGCUGACGAGGCCGCGGUCAACUGGGUGUUCGUGACAGACACGCUCAACUUCUCCUUCUGGUCGGAGCACGACGAGCACAAAUGUCUAGUGGGGUACAGGGGGAAAACGUACAGCGGGUACUGGUCCCUGUGCGCCGCGGUCAACAGAGCCCUCGACGAAGGGAUACCUAUAACCAGUGCUUCCUACUAUGCCACAGUGACCCUGGAUCAGGUUCAGUAUAUAUUCCGUUCUGACACGGACGUUCCCAUGCCUUUGAUCGAAGAGAGGCAUCGGAUUCUUAAUGAAACCGGGAAAAUUCUGCUUGAGAAGUUCGAAGGCUCUUUUCUGAAUUGCGUACGAAAAAGUGAAAAAAGUGCACAGAAGUUAAUGCACCUGGUAGUUGAAAGCUUUCCUUCUUACAGAGAUGUGACUCAGUUUGAGGGGAAAAGAAUUUCUUUUUACAAACGGGCCCAAAUCCUCGUGGCAGAUACGUGGAGUGUGUUAGAGGGGAAAGGAGACGGCUGCUUUAAAGACAUCUCCAGUAUCACCAUGUUUGCCGACUAUAGAUUACCUCAGGUUCUUGUUCACCUCGGAGCGCUGAACUACUCCAAGGAACUACUGGAAAAGCUUCUCAAAGCCUGGGCACCAACCAACUCAAACCCAGCUGUAGGCUCCAAAGGGUCUCCUCAGCAAGAUUGUGUCUCUCUGGACAGCGGUUUCUCGUUUCAGCUAUUAAAGGCAAAGGAUCCUGUGGGCAAAGCAUCCCCUGAUGGGAACAAAACCUACCCCCUCAAGCAAUGACAACUGCCCUGAGCCAGCAAGAUCCCAUGUGAUUGACCCCAAGAAAUGGUGGAUUAGAUUUUCACUGCCCACCUGCACAUAUCCUACCACUUUUGCUGCACAUAUUCCUUAUAUCAACUUGGAAGCAUUUUCAGCACCUUGGGGACAGUCUUUGAGAUGCUAGUCCGCUAUCUUUCCGGUGUUGGCCUCACUGAAAUAAAUUCCUUUCCUGUUUCACCCCUACUUGUCUCUCUGCCUUCAGAUUUUGUCAGCGGCCAGUGGCCGAACUGGUCUGUUUGGGACCCCUGGAGCCAGGUGCUUCCUGAAAAUAGCAUGGUCCUGCAAAAACUUUUGUAAGCCAAAUGGUGUGAAGUGAAGAAGCAACUACCAUUAAAUUUUAUGGAAAAAUUUGACCAUUCCCAAACCCCAAAAAUGACCUGUUGUAAUUCCUCUCUGAUACCUUAGGACACAUCUUGUUAACAAAUGCACAAAAUAAAUCAAGAUAAAGCACAGAUGCUCACAGACACACUCAAAACUAUGGCGGCUUGAUGCCCAGGUGCUAAGUGUGGUUUCCCUGAAGGCGACUCUCUUCUCCCGGGGUGCCCACUGCCUCUGUAAGGGUUGGUUGCAAAAUAAACGCUGAACCUUAUUUUGGCUUUCACCUUUUAUCAUAAAAUCGAAAAUCCUCUUUGGAUUUCUUCCAUUUAGCAAAAAGAGAUAGUAAUGUAAGUUUUUCAGCCAAGAGGCAUAGUGUGAACUUUUGAAAAGCAGGGGAUACCUGUAAUUCAAUUUAAUAACUAAGUAGCUUUUUUCCCCCACCUUCAUUCCUAAGUUUCAUGAGAGAAGGGAUGCUUUUUGAAAGUUACUUAAAAAAAAAGAAGAAGAAACAUCUCUUGGAAGAAAAUGCUUGGAUUGUGCUACUAAAAAUGGGGGGGCAUUAAGGCAUUUAAAACUAGAUUGGAAAAGUUAAACAUAGAAUUAUCAUAUGACCUGGCAAUCCCAUUCCUAAGUCUAUACCAAAAGAACUGAGAACAGAUACUAAACAAAUACUGGUACGUGAAAGUUCCUAACAGCAUUAUUCAUAUUAGCCAAAAAGUGGAAAC
Molecule: messenger RNA, 2302 nt
Organism: Leptonychotes weddellii (Weddell seal)
Lineage: Eukaryota; Metazoa; Chordata; Mammalia; Carnivora; Phocidae
Gene: QNG1
Product: Q-nucleotide N-glycosylase 1
Source: RefSeq, a predicted model, not a curated record